Molecule: messenger RNA, 735 nt
Organism: Durusdinium trenchii
Lineage: Eukaryota; Dinophyceae; Suessiales; Symbiodiniaceae
Source: the annotation of a GenBank genome assembly
AUGAUCGUCCCGAAGACUUGCCUGGCACCUCGUGGGUGCCCUGGCGAGCUUUCACGGGCAUGUGUCCAGGGAUUCCAUGUUCUCCGGUGUGGUGCUCAGAAGCAUCAUGUCACCUAUGCGGUGGCCAAGGGUAACACAACAGAGUUUGUAUAUUCCACCCGUGGCCUCAUGGAUAUGAUCCGAAGUCAAGAUGUCAUUCGAGAUUGGGAAAGCAAUGCUGUGCCUCACAAGGGGCCAGAGGUGACUCCAAAGAAGUCAGAGCAUGUGGAGAGCAGCAAGCAGUUGCCGCCGGGGAGUGAGCAAAAGAAAGCCGAGACCAACCCAAAGAAGUCAGAGCAUGUGGAGAGUGGCGAGCAGUUGCUGCAGGGGAGUGAGCAAAAGAAAGCCGAGACUACUCCAAAGAAGGCAGCGCCAGUUCAGGCCCAUGCUACUCCUGAAAAGGCAACGCGUCCCAAUUUCGGAGGCAAGACCAUACGAGCCCUUCACUGCAAGAAUUGUGAGACCCCACGGACGGAGCAUUUUAGGAACGCUUUGUGCCCGGACUGCACCGAUGGGUUCCGCAUGCCGGGUCGCAGCCGCUGCGAAGCCAAAUGGACCCCUGACAUGAAGAAAGAAGUCGCAGAAGAAUCGGCCAAGAAGCGGGCCAGGCGUGCUGAGAAGACAAUGACGCCGGCAGAAAAAACCAUCUUUGAGAUGCAAAAGGAGCUGAUGAAGCGAUUGAGCAGCGAAGGCUGA